CCAUCAUUGCAGCUGCCAAAGAGCACAGCCAUUCAUCCAGCCGCCACCUGGCAAAUCCGUACGAGAAUUUCUGUCUCAAAUCCCCCUCGCCAACUGUAAUAAUUGGCCAACUCUGCCCUUGGCUCAUCGUUAUGUAUCCAUUUUUUCACCGAGGAUAGAAAUGUCUACAGAAGCAGGAAUCCCAGGUCUCAAAAAUCAGAAACCCCAUUCUUUUUUACCUUAUUACCCCCCUACACAUUUUGUGAAAAUCGAUCGUCAAGCCUCGUCAUUGUUCAUAUCUCUUAGCUCAGCAAAUCUCAUCAGCUCUUGAAUAUUCCUCUGUUUUCCGUUCUUUCCCCAGAAGAACCAGUCUUUUUUCUACAAUGGCGUCUGUCUCCAAGUUCCUAACUUUCAUGCUCAUUCUGAUGAUGGUGGCUCUGAUCUCACUUGCUCGUUUACAAGAUGGGGAAACAGUAGAUUUCGGAGGAAGCAUAGCCAGGGGAGCCAGAAAGGAUCUUGUAGGCAAGAAGGUGAACAAGCUGCCUGGUUUAGUAAUGGAGGACUCUGCCCGUGAAGUACCAACAGGACCCGACCCGCUGCACCACCAUGGUUCCCCUCCAAGCCCAUGAAAGAAGCACUCGGGUCGGUUUCAGAUUUUCGCCUGAUUGUGUGAGGGUUUUCGGUUUUGUCUCCAUUGAAGUGUUUCCAUAGUUAUAUUUCCAUCGAUUUUACUGACAGAGGCGGGUACAGUUUUUGUUUGUUACUGUUGUUGUUUGGUGGAAUUUCUAGGGACUUUAGCUAGAAACGAACAAGGAUUUUUGUCUGGAGGAAUGUAUUUAUGUCUCUGAUCUACAGCUAGAAAACAACACAAGGUUUCAAAAAGAAUGUCUUUCGAAAAUCUCCAUGGUUCUUUAGCUUCGAUUGCUUCCCCAUGUUGAUUCUUUGCAGCCGUUUGUUUUUCUUCUUUCGGUUGUUUAUAUCUUAGAUCCUUACAUUCAAGUGUUGGGCUCAGUCUACGUCUCUAAGAAACAAGUCUUGGAAACCAUCUAUGCUUAUUGGCAUGGUGUUUGUUUUCAGUUCUCAACGUCAAGACUACACUCAUUGAAUUCGAAAUUUAAGUUUGUUGUUUUUACUGUUCGUAACGCGAGUUAUACUAAUAUAUGGUAUAUCUUGUACAGUUGUACCUAACCCUGUGGUUAAAAUCAUUAAACUUUGAAUAGGAAGAUUCGUGAUUCAAAUCUGAUUGUCAUCAUUGCUGAGAAUACCACUCAUAAAAAGUAUCAAUAAUGUAUCUUACAUAUUAUCAUGAUUGAAUCAACCGUUAAUGUUUAUAAUUUACCUUAAUUUUGACGGUUCCAUACAUGUUGUCAUAUCGUAGGAAACCUAGUCAUACACCCGUAACUCCACUCGUACAAAAGUAAUCUUGAAGAGCUAAAUCAAGAAUGAAAAAAUCGUAUUGUACUGGCGGUUCGACUAGAAAAAUCUUUUACUGACAAGAGGUAUAUAACGGUUGAAUCACAAUUAAACCACAAUUUCAGCAUAAAAUAUUUUACCACUGACUUUUCCGAUACAACCACUAACCUUAUUUACAAUUGUUGAGAUAAAUGUCUAAAUGCUCUAUAAAAACAUCUCGUAAAUCAAAAUGAAGUGUACCAAAUUAGGGCUGAGAAUUGGUUCCGUUAAUCGAAACCACACCAAAAUUUCUUGUUAACCGCAAUCGAAAUGGAGUCAUAUACGCCAAUCGCGACCGCACCGCAAACGGUUUGCGGUUAAUCACUAACCGCAAAAUGCGGUUAACCAUGUUACUAACCAUUUUUAUGGUUGGGGGACAUUUUGGUCUACGGUUGUGCCACUGCAUCACGAUUAAUCACACUAACCGCGUUAGUAAUCGGUUAAAAUGCGGUUACAUGUUGUUCGGUUGCGGCAAAUCCAGAAACCGCAAAACAAGCAAUAUAGCUCAUCGCGACCGCAAAAUACCCUAUUUUUUGAUUUGCGGUUAACCACUAACCGCACGGUUUGAAGAAUAGCAUCAGAGCGAAUCCGUGAUCUGUAGCUUUCAAAAUCCAAGAAAAAUGGCCUUUCGAAAAAAAACUCCCCAAAAAUUACUAAAAUGUCAUCCGAAAAUUAAUUUGCCCAAAUUGUUGCUUAAUAUACUUAAUCAUUGGUGGAUAAUAGGAUCAAUAGACUUCAUUAUUGGUGGAGGAUAGCCUCAGGUUGAAUCCGAGAUUUGUAUCCUUCAAAAUUGAAAGAACAUGGCAAUUCAGGAAAAUCGCCCGAAAUAUGUGAUGGUACCCUUUCAAAGUCUGCCAAAAAUGGACCCGGAAGAAAAGCGUCCAAAUUAAUGCUUAAUGGACUUAAUCAUCGUUGAAGAACAGCCUCAGCAUGAAUCCGUGAUCUAUAGCCUUCAAAAUCUAAGGAAAAUGGUCAUUCGAAAAAACUCUCCCCAACAGUUACAAAAAUGCCAUCCGAAAAAGAAUUCGUCCAAAUCGGUGCUUAAUGGACUUAAUCAUCGAUGGAGAUAUGAUCAAUAGACUUCAUUAUCGGUGGAGAAUAGCCUCGGGAUAAAUCCUUGAUCUGUAUCCUUCAACAUUGAAAGAAAAUGGUAUGUCAGGA
This is a messenger RNA of Linum trigynum, 2592 nucleotides long. The record is from the annotation of a GenBank genome assembly. Lineage: Eukaryota; Viridiplantae; Streptophyta; Magnoliopsida; Malpighiales; Linaceae.